Neurospora crassa OR74A is the source of this 2015-nucleotide messenger RNA. Its product is annotated as myo-inositol oxygenase. Gene Ontology annotation, cellular component: cytoplasm. The record is from RefSeq and is a predicted model, not a curated record. The transcript has 4 exons. Gene Ontology annotation, biological process: inositol catabolic process. Bases 535 to 1593 code for a protein of 352 amino acids. Gene Ontology annotation, molecular function: iron ion binding; inositol oxygenase activity. NCBI's taxonomy places the organism in Eukaryota, Fungi, Ascomycota, Sordariomycetes, Sordariales, Sordariaceae.
AGAGAUAGGAGCCCGAACUGGUAUCGGCGAUGCGGUGGGAUGUGGGUAGGAUGGGAUCAAACCGAUUAUCGUUCGUGCCUAGUUGGGUUGCGUUGACAGUGGAACAUACCAUCCUCCAUGUCAGACAGUCUGGCUCGACUCCAUCCGUCGAGAUCGGAAUAGGAAAGAGUGCGCGGUAGGUAGAGAGGCAAACUUACGACUAGUGGUCACUUGAGAGAUAUAAAGAGGGCAUGUGCUCUCCUCCUUCGAAGUCGUUCUCGUCAUUGUAAAAUAAGAAACUCAUCAUCAGCACACGACCGACCGACAGUUACUCAACCUUUGGCUUUAAGAACCUUGAUAGAUUCGAAAAGCAUAAGAACGGCCUACUUCCCCUCUUGAGAUAUCUACCUUGCCUGCUCUCUUGCAUCACCCAGAAGAUCGACUGGACAUAUUCUGUCACGAACAUCCCCAUCUUACCUCCCUCCUUGAACGUCUAUCAAGCCUUCACCUGUCAACGCCUACCAAGUUCAACAACCCCCCUCAGUUCCCAUCAAGAUGGCCCCCUCAGCCACCUAUCCCAUCAUCAGCACCACGCACUCAGGCGCCGACCUCGAAGCCAUCUCCGACGCCGUCGACGAGAUCAACGUCCUCAAAUUCAAAGCCGCCCAACAAGUCACCGAGAUUCUCAACGACAACAACAACAACUCGUCUGUCCCAUCUUCUCCCACCUCCGAAUCCUCCUCCACCAGCCAUGAAGAAGAAGAAGAAGAAGAAGAAGAAGACCUCGGCGACUUCGACGCCCCCUCCCACUUCGACUCUACAAAGGACCACUCCCGCUUCCGGCAAUACACCACCGCCGAAUCGCGCGUACUCAACUUCUACACCGAACAACACACCAAGCAAACCGUCUCGCACAACCUCGCUGCUCGCGCCCACUUCAACUCGCCCGACCGUAAGCGGCCCGAGAUGACCAUCUGGCAAGCCAUCGAGUGCUUAAACUCGUUAAUCGACGAGUCCGAUCCCGACACGGAACUCAGCCAGAUCCAGCACCUGCUGCAGUCAGCCGAAGCAAUCAGACGCGACGGCAAGCCGCGGUGGAUGCAGCUCGUAGGACUGAUUCACGACUUGGGCAAACUGAUGCUUUUCUUCGAGCUGGCGUCAGGGCAGUGGGACGUAGUCGGCGACUCGUUCCCUGUCGGAUGUAAGUUCAGCGAAAAGUGUAUUUUGCAUGAGAGCUUCAGUGCGAAUCCGGAUUCGGGACACGCGGUGUAUAGUACCGAGCAUGGGAUUUAUGCGCCGGGGUGUGGGAUUGAGAAUCUGAUGAUGAGUUGGGGCCAUGAUGAGUAUUUGUAUCAGGUUGUGAAGGACCAGAGUACGAUCCCGAGGGAAGGGCUGGCGAUGAUUAGGUUUCAUAGCUUUUAUCCGUGGCAUCGCGAGGAGGCGUACGGGUGGGCGAUGAAGGAGGGGGAUGAGGAGUUGAGGAGGGCGGUCAGGGCGUUUAAUCCGUAUGAUCUCUAUUCGAAGAGUGAUGAGCCGGUGGAUGUGGAGGCUGUUAAGCCUUACUACAUGGAGUUGAUUGAUGAGUUCUUCCCGAACAAGGUCAUCAAGUGGUAGACGACCGAGACCAAGACCACGACCACAGAACCAUCGUCACUUGUAACGAUGUUGAAGAAGCGGCACUUUGGCCCACAAGCUGACCUUUCUGGGCGAUGGAACAACGACACGAGUUAACGGCUUCCGCUCAGACAUGCAUCCUUUCUUUACCUGUCAUUGUCUUUUGUGUUUAUGUCACGGCGUCAUGGCGUCACGGUGUUGUUAGGUAGACACGCACUGACCUGCGUUGUGUUUCAUUUCCUUUCUCCCACUUAGAGGUAGAGUUUUGUUUCUUGCCGUCGGAUUUGUGUAUCAUCGCAUCCGUCAGGCACAGCGAUGUUAUUUCCUUUUUCAGUUCAGUACCUUACCUACCCGUACUUGACUGAUCCGUCCCAGUCGAAUGUUUGUCGCGCCAUAGGAAGGGGCUGAUGAAUAGAACCAAG